CUUGUGCUCACGUAUAUAGCCGCCGUAACACCCACCCACCCUCUCGCCCGGCCUACUGUGCUGUGCCGCCCCUAAAAUUAAAUAUACUUCUCUGCUUCUCAUCCGAUUCUAUUCUCGCCUGUGCACCCCCUUGGGAUGACGAGUUGGGCUACUGCUGCGCUGUGCCUCGUGGGAUUCCUCACGUGAACCUUUUGCCAGCUCUUCUUCCUCUCCUCUACUCGCUUUAUCUAGCAUCUCCUUUUCCUCCCCUGCAAAGAAGGUGUUCCUCAUACGUUUGUUCAGUCAACUUUGUGUCAUAGGGCAGCUUCCGCCGAGGAUAGGGGCUCCGACCGAGUCUCCUGAACCGAGCACCACCUCCGGCCUCCUUCCUCUUCUCUGUCCGCGCUCAAGUCGCACAGGGACGAGACGAAUCACAUCGCCAGAAUGGCCCCCAGCCCCGACAGCCCGCCCAAGAGGCCGAGGCUAUCCCUCCAGAUCAGGGCCAUAUCAAACGGCCCCAGCGUGCGCACCUCGCGGACCCUCGCCGCCGUCGUGAACCCGACCUCGCCGACCUCCUUCAACACGCUCUCCAACGUCUACGUGACCGCCAUCGGCAAGUCGUCGUGCGCCAGCCCCAUCGUCCCGGAGCCGCUCACGGCGAUCCGGACGUCGUCGUCCUCGUCAUUAUCCUCCUCGUCCGCUGCUGCCAGGCUCCCGGCCCUCAAGCUGCAGACGGGCCCGCAGAUCCAGAUUGGUGUUGCACCACCCCCCUCGGGCAUGUUCCCCGACACGCCCCUGACGGCGCAGCCCCGGUCGCCGGCCGUCUACCGCGAGAUCAAGUUCCCCAGCGCCAUGACCGCCACGCCGCCGCUGUCGGCCGGUCCCGUCGAGACGGCCAUCGACAACCGCGCCUUCAGCUUCUCGUGCGAGGACACCGUCGCCUCCAGGCUGGCCGCCGCCGCCGCCAUUCCCACCACAACCGGGAACCCCAGGACGCCGGCGGCAAUGUCGCCUCGCACACCCAGGCGGCGCGCCACAGCACCGGGGAGGGCAGGCGGGGCGCCCCCUUACACGCACCCGCGGUCGCUGCACAGCAUCCUGCGCAACUCGCCGCUGCCGCCCAAGCCGGCGCGGUCGCCCGUGUCGCCGCGGCGGCAGUCGCAGCGCCUGCGCGAGAAGGCUCUGCGCCGCGUCGAGUACGACAGCCCGCUCGAGCAGACCAUCACCACCAACAAGUACACAAAGUCGCACAUCGACCUGCUGUGCGAGGAGGCCGCCAACUCGCCCUACUCGGCCUCGCCCACCACCAACCCUCCUCUCCAGGCCACCACGACCCCGGCCACGACCCCAACCACGACGACGGGGAACUUUACAACUACAGCUGCCGCCGCCGCCGCCGCCGCCACCGCCGCGUCAACGACGAUAAUCACCCCAACGCAGCCAGAGACCAUCGUGCUGGACCUGGCCAUGGCGUACACGGGUGACGAGACGCGCGACGGCGGGCAGACGCCCGGGCCCUUCGAGGAGAUGCGGCGGCGCAUGGCGGGCCUGGCGGCGUCCUCGCCGCUAUCGUCGCCCAGCAGCAGCGGCGUCCGCAAGCAGCGGGGAGCAGGGGGCGCCGCCAGCAAGCGCAAGGAGAAGAAGCGCCGCUGGGUCUGGACCAUCGGGGUCGAGGACGAGGCCGGCGACGGCGACGAGGUCGGCGGCGCCAUCGCCGCCGCCAGGGCCGCCGAGGCCGCAGCUGCCGGGACCCCCAUGACGGCGGUGGCAACACCCACAAUGACGAUGACGACGACGACGACGACGACGGCGGCGGCACCAACAGCAGCAAUAACCCCUAAUUCCGCAGCAGCGGCGCCCGUGGUCCUGGCGCCAAACCCGCGGCCGCGGGCGCGAAGCGCGGCGGGCGCGGCGAAGCUGGCCAUCGUGACGGCCGCCGUGAGCGCCGCCAUCUCCGCCGCGGCGGCGACGCCACCAUCAUCAAGCAUCACCACGCGGGCGGCGGCGGCGGCGGCGGCGCGGGCGGUGUCCGAGGAGCCGCUGACGGCGAUACAGCGGCGGCGGCCGCUGAGCAUCGACACUGCGCGGUGCCUGGCGCACGGCGGGCCGCCGCGGCCGGCGCCCGAGGAGAUCACGCCGAGCAUCGAGUCGUCGGACCUGAGCCAGGGCGGCUGGUCGGCGUCGUCGGACGCCGCCGGGGAGGAGGGGGAGGACGUCGAGAUGUCGGACGCGAGCAGUGUCGUGUCCGACCUCGACUUCCUGCCGCCCCGCCCCGGGCUGGAUCUAGGCGACGGGGAUAUGGAUGUGGACCUGGUCACGCCCACGCUGCCGCGCAAACACCGGUCCAUCUCCAGGCUCGGGUCGGAAGACCUGUUUGCGCAUGAGCAGGCGGGUACCAGGAGGGAUACACCUAUUCCUUCGGAUCUAAUAUGCUCCUAAAGAAACAAAAAAAAACUCCCGCACAUAUACUUAUCAGUCAUGUUUCUACCAUUUUCUUCAUCCUCACAUCAUGGGACAGGGAGGGGGGCUUGAAAUCACCACCAGCAUUCACUUUUAUUCGGCACGUCUUCUUCUUGGGCUAAUGGGCAUGGCGUAAAUUCUUGAGCGGAUAUUAAAGAUUGAAACCAGAGGGGUGCAAGGGUAGAAGUUGCAACAUACCUACUCCACAUUGUACGAUAUCCAACAGCGAAGCAGCCUGCCGACGCCGGCGGGCCUGCUAUCAACAUGAAUCCGACGACAGCAAUGAGAAACAAGUAAAAAAAAAAAACCCAAAACCCCCCCCCCCCCCCCCCACGC
Gaeumannomyces tritici R3-111a-1 is the source of this 2775-nucleotide messenger RNA. RefSeq lists its product as hypothetical. The coding region runs from base 424 to 2418 and encodes 664 amino acids. The transcript has a single exon. The record is from RefSeq and is a predicted model, not a curated record. NCBI's taxonomy places the organism in Eukaryota, Fungi, Ascomycota, Sordariomycetes, Magnaporthales, Magnaporthaceae.